AUGUCAUCUGGUGGUGAAGAGGCUCAGUGUGUCGAAGCGUUCAAACGCAUGCUCUAUACGAUGCAAAAUGUGCGUCGUAAGAUUGUUGAACGUAUUCUGAAUGACUGUGAAGUGGACGAAGUUAACGUUCAAGCCCUGAACGAAGCACUACAUGAAUUAACAGACUCACGGACAACGGGAGAAAUGCGGCACAUCGCAACGCCGACGGCCAACUUCCCUAUCAAUAUACGCGAUGAGAUACGUGGACUUCGUGAUGCCGUUAUAUUGUCCAGCUCAGCUCCAGACACGCGACGCGUACCCCCCAGAAAAUGGUUAUCGUUUAGUUCACGCGCUCUUAUAGUGAUGCAGAAAGACUGUGAAUUUCUCCGUCGUCUUUCGAAUCUCACAUCUACCUCGACAAUGAUCGAAAAUGCUCUUGAAGAAUUACAAUUGGAGACGAUUCUUGCUCCUUAUCAUCCAGAAGGUCCGAAAAAGUUUGACGAAGAGUUACAAGAAGCUGAAAGGUUCCUAAUGGAUUUUGUUGAUUCUGCAUAUUCGGGUGUUAAGCCGUUGCUUGUCACUGACUGGGAUGGUACUAUGAAAGACUACUGUUCACAAUAUGCCACGAAUCUUCAGCCUGUGUAUAGUGCCGUCGUAAUGGGUAGAUUUGCCGAGCUUUUCACUCGAGCUACUGCUGUACUAACCGCUGGACCUUUGAGAGGGCCUGGAAUUCUGGAUCUUACCGCUCUCCCAAUCAAUGGUCCCGUGCUGUUCAGUGGAUCGUGGGGUCGUGAAUGGUGGCUACGUGGGCGACGUGUUGUGCAUGAGGAUGGGAUCUCUGAAGAGGGAUUUGACGCUAUCGGCAGACUUAGUGAUGAGAUGAACGAUCUGCUGGAGGACAGUGAUUUUGCUCAGUUUGCCCUUGUUGGUAGCGGCGUGCAGAGGAAGGUGGAUCGUCUUACUUUGGGUGUGCAAACCGUUUUUGGUCAUGUCCCUCUAGAACUCGUCCUUAGGUAUAUUGAUGCUGUCAAGGAAAGGAUCCAUCGUGUAGAUCCAAACAAUGCUAACCUUGUUUUGGAGAACUCUUCACCGUUGGAGAUUGAGGUCUGUGCGCAUAAUUCAGGAGCUGUAUGGAACAAGGGCGAUGGAGUGGCGUCAUUAAUCGAAUCGCUUCAUGAUUCCUUGAAGAACGGGAAAGUUCUGGUAGCUGGAGACACAACUAGCGAUUUACCAAUGCUGCAGCAUGCAGUAUCAGAGAAUCCAGAUGGUGUAAUGGCACUAUUCGUUGGUGCCAACAAAUCGUUGCGGGAGUCUGUGCAAUCGAUCGUUGGCGAUGAAUCAAGAAUCUGUUUUGUGUCAUGUCCGGAUGUAGUUCACGCUGCAUUUGCACGUGUACUAGCAGCCAAAGUUGAGUUGGAUUAA
Necator americanus (New World hookworm) is the source of this 1401-nucleotide messenger RNA. RefSeq lists its product as uncharacterized. The record is from RefSeq and is a predicted model, not a curated record. The transcript is spliced from 12 exons. NCBI's taxonomy places the organism in Eukaryota, Metazoa, Nematoda, Chromadorea, Rhabditida, Ancylostomatidae. The coding region runs from base 1 to 1401 and encodes 466 amino acids.